AAUGCGUUCAGUGUAAGAAUAUAAGUCCACGAGCACAUCGACAUUCGUUUCAAAGUGCUAGAUCCAAAAUGAUCAUGAAAGUCAAUAUCAUACUAACAGUUCUAACGUGCGUUUGCCGUUCGGUUUGUCAAGGCCUGGAGUCGAAAGAGAUGAGUGAAAACGACACCAAUAUCGAAUCCAGCAGGCGCAUUCUCUUCGGUCAAGAAGUGAACCCAAUGGAUUUCCCAUACUUCGUACUACUGAGAGAGAACACUGAGGGGUGGUUUUGCGGUGGGAGCAUCAUAACCAACCAGUGGAUUCUGACCGCAGCUCAUUGCUUGAGUUCUGUUACAUGCAAUAUGGUGAAGGUGCUGCCACCAGCCCUAUUAGCGAACUCCGAAUUUCGGAUUCAUGCUGAUGAGUGCCACGGUCAUGAGCAAUACGUUCCCUCUAGCUCGAAAUUUGACAUCGCGCUGAUCAAAGUCAAGGAAGACCUCUUGCAAGACGCGAAAGCCAAAACAAUCUCUCUGCCUGUGCCAGGUAACGUGUUAUAUCCUCCAGAAACCAGUGCUCUUCUUCUCGGUUGGGGAAAAAAUGAGAAUAACCAACGACCUGGACACCUUGUGAGCGCAUACGCGCCUAUUGUAGACUGGGAAACGUGCAACCGUAAUUUCAAAUCUUAUCAAGCCUCGUGCGAAUCCACAGCGACAUGCAAGGCUUCUGACAUACCGGCAAGAUCUCUGUGCACCCAAGGCGUCGGAGAUUCUCCAACUGGAAUUUGCCUCGGUGAUUCAGGAGGUCCCGUCGUCGUAGAUGGUGUUCUAGCUGGGAUCAGUACUUUGGUUCUUGCGUUCAAAGAUGGGGGCUGCCAAAUUGGAGCUCCGUCGGUUUACACUAAUGUAGCCGAUUAUUUACCUUGGAUAUAUUCUUUUACCGAUCCUACAAAAGACACUACGAAUUUCAUAACUCGCGACGAGUCUCCGAAGUAAGCGUUUUGACGAUUGUAAGAUAUCCGGAACAAACAACUUUUCCAAUUCGUACACAUUCUAGGAAUCUCAUUAAAGGAGAUAGAGUCAUCAAGGAAAAAGUUAGCAUUUGACCAGAAUUACAUUCGAAAUGGAUACAAUAUGUUACAGAUCAAAAAUAUUUUACGAAAUCCACCGCCGCGGCUCGCAAAUCACAACUUCCAUCAAUCAGAAAAUCAGAACAAGACUAAGUACUUUUAGAUAUUCGAGCUUUGCCUGAAUAAAGAAAAGUGCCUAACAUUUCGAAUAUUGGCUUUGUUCAUUGUAUAUCGAGAACCCACAUGGAAUUCUACAUCGUAAUCAUAAGUGUUGAAUUCCUCCAGAUUUUUACGUUGGUUAUUUAUGUGAUUAGCAGAUAUAGUGCAUAAACCUGAUUUCUGACAUUUGCUUGGUGCUUACCUACCAGACUUUUCCGACCAAAAUGUUGCUAUCAAUUUGCAUAUCGCAAUUAAAUCUUUUACCGUUCUAUCAGAACUACCAGAGCAGUAACAUGAUAGGACUUCAAGAUGUCAUAACGAAUACAGAACAGAAAUUGUCAAUUCAAUUUAAUCUCAUGAACUGUUUCCUCCUGUUUCUACCAAGUUUACUUAAAAAAGUGUAAACAUUACAGUUUGUUGGUCAAUAAAUCUAUCGAAACGUU
Diprion similis is the source of this 1644-nucleotide messenger RNA. RefSeq names its product trypsin Blo t 3-like. The record is from RefSeq and is a predicted model, not a curated record. Gene Ontology annotation, molecular function: serine-type endopeptidase activity. Gene Ontology annotation, biological process: proteolysis. NCBI's taxonomy places the organism in Eukaryota, Metazoa, Arthropoda, Insecta, Hymenoptera, Diprionidae. The transcript has a single exon. The coding region runs from base 69 to 968 and encodes 299 amino acids.